UGAGGUAUAGGAUAAUUAAACUUACAACAUAAGCAAACAUCUUAACCUAGUUCAACUCCAAGGAGAAUCAGAUUCCAAACUAUAGAAAAUAUAUUUAUUUGUUUUACAAUACAAUAUACAAAAUUAUAAAUACAUGUUGAUCCACGAUGACCAUGAUUGAACAUUCAUAUUCUCAAAUCUCCACACAAAGUUUUUUCCUUUUCAUUGUGCCUUUUGGCUUGUAUAUAAAAUUAAACCAAUCCUGGGUUCUGUAAAUUCCACCAACCCCAUGUCCGAAAAGUAUUGUUGUAUGAUCAUGAGAAUCAACGUUGACUGCAAUGCUUGUUGCAGAAAAUUAAGGAGAAUAAUUCUAAGGAUGAAAGCGAUAGAGACCCAUUUAAUAGAGAAGCAGCAACGCAGGGUAUGUGUAUGUGGCAGAUUUGUACCAGCAGAUAUUGCAAUAAAGAUAAAGAAGAAAAUGAAACGUAGGGUUGAGAUCCUUGAAGUUCAAGAAUUUGAAGGGGAGGAGGUUCAAAAUGAAGUACCAUACUAGACUAAACAGAGAGAACAGAGAAACUUCACAUUCUCAUGCUGGUUAUUCCUACGGCAUAUUUUGUAUGAUAUAGUCAACUUUGUUGCGGUGGUUGCUCCAAAACUAUAUGGGAAUUAUGUAAUUGCAUUAUUUGAAGGAAGAUCCGAAGAAUCUGCCCUGAAACUAAUUUACUAAACUAGUUAAAUUCAGAAUUUUAUAGAGUGUUUGCAUACAAAAUUGUUGUUGAAUUUGAAAAUGAGUGGAAGAUCGGCUAAAAGUUUUCAACUGUGAUUUUUUUGUAUAUAGACGAAAUGAUAAAGUCAUCAUAAACUCACACACGCAAGUGAGGGAGCUGAGGUUCGAAACCUAGUCAUGAC
Molecule: messenger RNA, 888 nt
Organism: Trifolium pratense (red clover)
Lineage: Eukaryota; Viridiplantae; Streptophyta; Magnoliopsida; Fabales; Fabaceae
Product: heavy metal-associated isoprenylated plant protein 36
Exons: 3
Coding region: 269-532 (87 amino acids)
Source: RefSeq, a predicted model, not a curated record